This is a messenger RNA of Erpetoichthys calabaricus (reedfish), 3455 nucleotides long. Its product is annotated as E3 ubiquitin-protein ligase rnf152. The record is from RefSeq and is a predicted model, not a curated record. Gene Ontology annotation, molecular function: ubiquitin protein ligase activity. NCBI's taxonomy places the organism in Eukaryota, Metazoa, Chordata, Cladistia, Polypteriformes, Polypteridae. The coding region runs from base 410 to 1150 and encodes 246 amino acids. The transcript has a single exon. Gene Ontology annotation, biological process: protein ubiquitination.
AGAGGAAACCGCGUCUUUGUCUCCCAUCGCAAUGCUGUUUGGGGGUAUCAGCGCUGAGCAUCAUAAUCCUUCUGCCUCUAACAAAAAAGCUCUCGUAAAGAGAGGCAACGGCGGAGAGAUAGCGACGCCUCUGCCCCGUUCUACGGCUGCAGCUCAAUGGGAUUAUUUCGUCUCUUUAUACGUUAAUACACCGGGCACAGAAAUCGCCGACAUUACAUCACUGGGUUUCCGUUCCAGGCGUGCAAGGAGACGCGGUUUAAUAUUUAACAAGCGAGAUCAAAACAGCCAGGCAGAGGGCAGCGCAAGGAAGAUCAUGGGAUCCAGCACAGGAGACCGUACAUAAACAACCAUAAAGAAACUGUGAUUGUAUGCGAAUCGCAAGGUCUUUUUCCGAGGACCAAAACAUGUCAUGGCAGGGGCGAACACCAGCACUGUGGAAGCUGCGGAAGCAGCCCCUUACGAGGAAUACGAAUGCAAGAUUUGCUACAAUUACUUUGACCUGGAUCGCCGCGCUCCAAAGAUCCUGGAGUGUCUGCACACCUUCUGCGAGGAGUGCCUGACCACCCUGCACCACCGGGAGGAGCGGCCAUGGCGCAUCGGCUGUCCGAUCUGCCGACACCGAACCCCCGUUCCUGAAUACCGGAUCCACAAUCUGCCCAACAACACUAAGGUGACUGAGGCUUUCCCUUCGUACAUAGAAGCGGACCCAUUACCCCAAGACCCUCCCCACCCGCGCCACCCGGCUUCCCCAGCGUUGCCAGAGGAGGCGUCGGCGGCCACCCCAGCGCACAUCAGCGGGGGAGGUGGCAACAACAGUACUGGAGGAGGUGGCGGCGGUGGCAGCGGCAACAGUAGCAGCAGGGCACAUUCGACGCGCUACGAGAGCUGCCAGAACUGCAAGCGAGCCGCUCUGACAGCGGCCUGCGUCUGCGUCAUUUUCUCCUUCCUCUCCAUGAUCGUGUUGCUCUUCACUGGCCUGAUCUUUGUGCACAACUACAACAACCCCCCGUCACCCGUGGGACCAGUCUGCUUGUCUGUAGCCAGCAUUUUAGCCAUGUUUUCCGUGGUCGUCACGUGGGUCAUUUGCUGGCUCAAGUACCGACCGGACGGCGGCAGAGCGGCCGCGUCCGCAAACAGGAGGGGCACUUGAGCUUAAUAUGGAAUGACUGACAGACAGACCGAGCGGGGCAUUCUAUCUACCCGCCUUGCCUCUGCAGGGUUCAUUUCUUUUUUCCUGAUUUUACCAAUCCCGUUGUUUAAAUUGUUUACAAUCUUUACACAGUUUUAAAUAUCAAUAGUGUUAGGUUUGCUUAGGUGGUAUUUGCUUAAAAACGAAGAAGGCAUAUGAACGCAGAGUGCCACUAAAAUUAGGGUAACCUAUUGUUACCAACAACCUAGGCGAAAGCAAUCACUUUGGACUGCUGACAUGCGUCAUUUUAACUCAGUUAUUUACAGCACGUCAAAGCGCUUGGGGACAAAAACAAUUUUCAGAGAUCGGUUUAACAUUGCCGCAGUUUAUUGGAAAAGCGAGAAUCGUUCUGUUAGACAUUUUCACGGCAUUUGGCGUCUUAUGAGAUUUCCUGCAUGCGAAUCUGCAUUUUACCUUUAAAAACUGCAUUCAACAGAAUCACACUAUAGGCACAGUCGAUGUCCAUAUAUUGUGUGUACAUAAAAGAAGUCAAUGGCAUUUUGUGCCUGCGAGUAACAUUACGUUUUUUACUUGAAAACAUACGUUGUGAUGGCGACUGCAUUCACUUUGGACUCUUUUCAGUACUUAAUAUGUUUGCACUUAAAAGAGCUCUUGGUCGAUUUUUUUCCAAGAUGUGAAUACAAACAUUUAUUAUUGCAACUAUUAUAUAUUGGUUUUGAUGGUGACUGUCGAUGCGGCAGUUUCUAUAAGACGCCUGAAAAGAUUUUUGCUGACAUGUUUUUUUUACCAUUUACUGCAUAUCUUAUGUAUAGACAAUUGUUUUUUUUUCUCCGAUUGAAUACUAGUAAAGCGUCUACAGAAUGAGCCAUAUGUUGCGCUUGGUGUAACCGAUUCAAUAGCCCGUACUCCCAUAUGACGUCAUUUACACAUUUAUGCAAAGCACCUGCGCGUUUCACAAUGAAAGACUGAAGGAAAAGUAACUGAGCACCUCUGUCUAGUAUCGCUGCGCUUUUGAAAUCUUCCCCUCAAUGGUUUGGCGUGUAAACAGUGAUGUGUAACUGCUGUCUUACUGUAGUUGUGUUACAUGACAAAGAGUAGAAACAGUCAGGCACAAAUGUGAAAUGUAUAGUGCUAGUAUUUUGAGAUUAACUACAAAAAUCAUGUGAAAUUGUGGAAAGCGCCCUUAUUACUCCGUGUUAUUUUAUGUCUCUAUGGCAACCUGCUACCAUAAACAGAGAGGACCCAUCAAAAUUUCUCUAACGUGUCUUCCCUGCAUAUGCAAACUAUCCAUCAAUAUUUGAGUUUGAUUUUCUAGAAAAAUGACUGUAGAAUAUGACACCAGGCAAUGCUGCAUCUCAAGAAAACUUUGCAGCUGUUCACCUCACAUUGUUGGGUGCAAUGCAGUCAGCUCAGAGCUAUGCUGGUGCUUUGUCUUUUACAAAGACUUAAAUGCUCACCAUUUCUUCAACUCCUCCACACUGUCAAGGAUUUGGAAUUAUGCAGCUACUGAAAAGGCAGAUUUAAAUUUCAUGAUCUCCUGGCUAAAAUUUCUCAUAUGAAAAAGCCUUAAAGUGUCCCAUAUGGAUUACAAAAAAAAAAGGGCUCAAAAUGGUAAAGUAGUCAUUUUAAAUUCAAGCCUGGCCAUAGACUCACCGCUUGACCUUAAAUGAGCAAAUCACUUUGCGUCUUGUGCUCUCCUCCUCCACAUGGGAUUGAAAGCCCAGGUUCUGAUGUACUAAAGGUGAAAAUAGUAGCAGGAUUCAACAUAAAUUUCAACCCCAUGCCUCUGCACUUGCAUAAAUGUGAAUAUUUUUUUAAUCAUACAUUCUUCAGUUCUCACAUUUUCUGUAUUUGCAGUUGUGAAUGUGGUUUUCUUGCCUGUGAUCCUGUUCUGUGUUAGGUAAACUGCACCCUGCACAUUUUCACUAAUAAAACAUUCAUUUUUAUAAUGGUAAAAUGCUUAAGCCUUAGAUUACCUGCAGGUCCUUAGACUACCAGUAAGAUUCAGUUUUAAAGUUGUUUGAUAUUUUUAGGUUUUGUUUUUUAAUAUGUAGAGUAAAUUGAUGACUGCAUAUAAUAAAGAUAAAAGAGGACAGAGAAUCAGAUUCUGCCCAUUUUCUCCCUCUGUAUUAUUUUAAGAGUGCUGCUGAUUUUUCAAAUGUUAGUAAUCAAUAACUUUUUGAUUAUGAAAUGAUUUCACUUUUUGGGACCUUUUGGCUUAUUUAUUUAUUUAUUUAUUUAUUUAACGAUGUUUGUAUGUAAUAAUUUAUUUGUUUAUACAGUUAUAAAACUCUUUUUAUCAUUA